AUGGCGCUCACACCAUCAAACACCCGCGCUUCUCAGACCAUCAAACACCCGCGCCUCUCAGACCAUCAAACACCCGCACUUCUCUCAGCCCAUCAAUCACCCGCUUCUCUCAGCCCAUCAAUCACCCGCUUCUCUCAGCCCAUCAAUCACCCGCGCUUCUCUCAGACCAUCAAACACCCGCGCUCCUCUCAGACCAUCAAACACCCGCGCUUCUCAGACCAUCAAACACCCGCGCCUCUCAGACCAUCAAACACCGGCGCUCCUCUCAGACCAUCAAACACCCGCGCUCCUCUCAGACCAUCAAACACCCGCGCUUCUCUCAGCCCAUCAAUCACCCGCUUCUCUCAGCCCAUCAAUCACCCGCUUCUCUCAGCCCAUCAAUCACCCGCUUCUCUCAGCUCAUCAAACACCCGCUCCUCUCAGACCAUCAAACACCCGCGCUCCUCUCAGACCAUCAAACACCCGCGCUUCUCAGACCAUCAAACACCCGCGCCUCUCAGCCCAUCAAACACCCGCGCUUCUCUCAGACCAUCAAACACCCGCGCUUCUCAGACCAUCAAACACCCGCGCUUCUCUCAGCUCAUCAAUCACCCGCUUCUCUCAGCCCAUCAAUCACCCGCUUCUCUCAGCCCAUCAAUCACCCGCUUCUCUCAGCUCAUCAAACACCCGCGCCUCUCAGACCAUCAAACACCCGCGCUUCUCUCAGCCCAUCAAACACCCGCGCUCCUCUCAGACCAUCAAACACCCGCGCUUCUCUCAGCCCAUCAAUCACCCGCUUCUCUCAGCCCAUCAAUCACCCGCUUCUCUCAGCUCAUCAAACACCCGCGCUUCUCUCAGCCCAUCAAGCACCCGCGCUUCUCUCAGCCCAUCAAACACCCGCGCUUCUCUCAGCCCAUCAAUCACCCGCUUCUCUCAGCCCAUCAAUCACCCGCUUCUCUCAGCUCAUCAAACACCCGCGCUUCUCUCAGCCCAUCAAGCACCCGCGCUUCUCUCAGCCCAUCAAACACCCGCGCUUCUCUCAGCCCAUCAAACACCCGCUCCUCUCAGCCCAUCAAACAUCCGCUUCUCUCAGACCAUCAAACACACGCUUCUCUCAGCCCAUCAAACACCCACGCCUCUCUCAGCCUUUCUUGCUGUUCACAUUAA
This is a messenger RNA of Salmo salar (Atlantic salmon), 1146 nucleotides long. NCBI's taxonomy places the organism in Eukaryota, Metazoa, Chordata, Actinopteri, Salmoniformes, Salmonidae. The record is from RefSeq and is a predicted model, not a curated record.